UAGAACAUAGGAGCCUGUGCCGACCAAAGGGCAUAACAACAUGAUUGACCCCAAGACAGCUAUGGAAAAGACCCAGGAAGAGUCCGAUCUCAAACCAACACCACAUCCAACUUCAGACCACAAGGUGCCAGACCGGGAUCCUCCAAGAGAGUCUAGACAUUCCAGAGAAAGAUCACCGGUACGGGAAGAACUGAGUGGCCGUGGCCGAAGUCGGUCACCGGUACGGACAGAAGAGCCAAUGACGAUGGAGGAAAUGAUGGGGUUCGGCGGUUUUGGAACCACCAAAAACAAGCACGUCCAGGGAACCAAGAGCGGGGCCGUCAAGGUCAACAAGCGGUCCGAGUAUCGCCAGUACAUGAACCGAGACAAGGGAUUCAACAGAGCGUUAUCGCCAACCCGGGGAGAGAAGAAGAAGAUGGGUAACAAGAAGUCUAAGGAGUAAGGCGGGAUAAAGGCCAAAGAAAAGGAGUGAUACAGAAGGAGAAACUAAUGGAAAUAAA
Babjeviella inositovora NRRL Y-12698 is the source of this 500-nucleotide messenger RNA. RefSeq names its product SNUT3/LISCH7 family protein. The record is from RefSeq and is a predicted model, not a curated record. The coding region runs from base 41 to 442 and encodes 133 amino acids. Lineage: Eukaryota; Fungi; Ascomycota; Pichiomycetes; Serinales. Gene Ontology annotation, cellular component: precatalytic spliceosome. Gene Ontology annotation, biological process: RNA splicing. The transcript has a single exon.